UGUCCUUGCGUGUAUUCGAACAAACACAAACACACACGUCGUGAGAGGACAAAUAAAAGUUUUUUUUUCUGGAUUUUGUUUUGUUUUUCUUCAAUUUUAGUUUGUGAUUAAGAAAAAGAAAAGUAAGAAAAUGGUACAUCUUACGAAAACUCUUCGAUUCAUUAAUAAUCCUGGUUUUCGAAAAUUUUAUUAUGGUCUUCAAGGAUAUAAUAAAUAUGGAUUGUAUUAUGAUGAUUUCUAUGAUUACACUGAUCCAGCUCAUUUAGAAGCUGUUCGUCGUUUACCACCUGAUCUUUAUGAUCAACAUACUUAUCGUGUAAUUCGUGCAUCACAAUUAGAAAUAACAAAACAAUUUUUACCGAAAGAACAAUGGCCAUCAUAUGAAGAGGACAUGGAUAAAGGUCGAUUUCUUACACCAUAUCUUGAUGAAGUAAUGAAAGAAAAGAAAGAAAAAGAAGAAUGGGUCAACUUUUUAUCAAAAGAUUAAACAAUUAUGAAAUGUAUAGUUAAAACAAAGCAAAAAAGCAUCCCCCACACAUGAAUAUGAAUUGAAUAGAUUUAUUUAAUCAAUAAAAAAAAAGAUUUCUUUGACAAAGAAAAAAAA
Messenger RNA from Dermatophagoides pteronyssinus (European house dust mite), 604 nucleotides. Its product is annotated as cytochrome b-c1 complex subunit 7-like. Gene Ontology annotation, biological process: mitochondrial electron transport, ubiquinol to cytochrome c. Gene Ontology annotation, cellular component: respiratory chain complex III. Lineage: Eukaryota; Metazoa; Arthropoda; Arachnida; Sarcoptiformes; Pyroglyphidae. The record is from RefSeq and is a predicted model, not a curated record.